AUGUGGCAGAAUGAGGCUGUCUUCCAGGGCUUUGUGGAGCUGAGACGUUCCCUGGCCCUCUUGACCCUCCAGAGGACCCCUCUCUCAGCCACCCUCUCCCUGGUGAUGUCCCAGUGCUGCCAGAAGAUCAAAGACAUGGUACAGAAACUGGCUUCAGACCACAGGGACAUUCACAGCAGUGUCUCCCAAGUGGGCAAAGCCAUUGACAGGGUGGAACUUUGUGAGAUUUGCCGUGUCAUCUCUGACGCAGUGUGGGACUCGCGAGCGAAGCAGCAGCAGAUUCUGCAGGUGGCCAUUGUGGAGCACUCAUACCAGCAGGGCGUGCUCGGUGUGGCCGACGAGCUGUGCCAAGAAUCAACACUGAAUGAGGGCCUGGAUUUCAAGCAGCUUUUCUUGGAGUUGAAUCGAAUCCUGGAAGCUCUGCAUGAACAAGACCUAGGGCUGGCAUUGAAUGGGCUGUCUCCCAUAGGCAGUGCCUGCUCAAGCUCAACAGCCCCCUGGAGUUCCAGCUGCCAAGCACUCAGCACUUCCAGCCCUUUGCUUGGCUGCACCAGCAUGCCCUGCCACCCCCGGGGCUGGACCCUGAACCCCAGGGAGAGGCUGCCUCCUGGGCUCCUGUGCAUCCGGAGCUGCAUCUGGUUGCCUUGUAGAGAUCAGGUGAUGAUGGGCAGUCUGGUGUACUUGUGGCUGGGCCUGAAGAAGUCGCCCUACUGCCACCUCCUGGACAACAGCCACUGGGCCAAGAUCUGUGAGACCUUUACCUUUGAUGCUUUUUCCCUGCUGGGGUUUUCCAUGGAGUCGCCCCUCAGCGUCAGCUUCACCUCUGGCUGUGUGGUGCUGCCAGUGCUGAUGAAUGUCAAAAACGUGAUUGAGCAGAGGCAGUACACAGGGGUUUGGAGUCACCAGGAUGAGUUACUGCUGGCCUCCCCAAAUAUUGAACUAGGCAUGAAGUGCUGGUACCACUUGGUGUUCGCUUGCCCCAUCCUCUGCCAGCACACCUUGGAUUUCAACCCUCCCAUCAGGCUCAUCUGUGGCCAUGUUAUCUCCUGAGAUGCACUCAACAAGCUCAUUAAUGGAGGAAAGCUCAAGUGUUCUUGUCCCAUGGAGCAGAACUUAGCAGAUGGGAAAUGCAUCAUAUUUUGAUUCCUGCCUUGGAAGGAACUUUAUUUAAAAGGGUUUUCACCCGUGAGCCUAGCUCUAUCUCACAGGGGUGGUUGUCUUCAGUGGAUGGUGGUUCUUUCCUGAGCAAUUGUCUGAGUGCAGCCACAGGCAGGGGCCAAAGAGGAAGAUGAACAACCUGGACCGGGCAGCUAGCUCCUUGGCUGGAAGGGCAGAGAGACGAUGGUCUCUGUCCUCCUGCUUAUAUCUGCCACUGACUUGGUAGCAGCCGACAGAGGAGCAGGGGACUUGGGCAGCAGCAGCAGUCCUCUAUCUCUGAGCCAGGUCUGACU
Molecule: messenger RNA, 1451 nt
Organism: Pteropus alecto (black flying fox)
Lineage: Eukaryota; Metazoa; Chordata; Mammalia; Chiroptera; Pteropodidae
Gene: RMND5B
Product: required for meiotic nuclear division 5 homolog B
Biological process (GO): proteasome-mediated ubiquitin-dependent protein catabolic process
Cellular component (GO): cytoplasm; nucleus; GID complex
Molecular function (GO): ubiquitin-protein transferase activity
Source: RefSeq, a predicted model, not a curated record